Molecule: messenger RNA, 2166 nt
Organism: Cyphellophora europaea CBS 101466
Lineage: Eukaryota; Fungi; Ascomycota; Eurotiomycetes; Chaetothyriales; Cyphellophoraceae
Exons: 4
Coding region: 1-2166 (721 amino acids)
Biological process (GO): vesicle-mediated transport; intracellular protein transport
Cellular component (GO): membrane coat
Molecular function (GO): clathrin binding
Source: RefSeq, a predicted model, not a curated record
AUGCGGUUGACCACGUGUGCUUACGAAGCUAUGACGUCUCACCUAUGCGUCUGGGUCGAGAGAGUGUCUUUUCCCCCAUCGGGCCCCCAGGAACGAAUUGGCCUUGCCCGUUUGAAGCCUUUCCAGAAUAAUGUGGCUGAGACUUUUAUGGGCAAAGUAGCAGAGCUUCGCCAGGAGUUGAGCGGCGGCGGCAAGAAGGAUAAGAAUCAUGCCGCCAAAAAGAAUGCUCUGAAGAAGAUUGUCGCCAAUAUGACUAUGAGCAACAAUGACAUGGUUGCGUUAUUUCCAGAUGUCUUGAAUUGCAUGGAGAUCUCAAGUCUGGAUAUCAAGAAGAUGUGCUUUCUCUAUCUUCAGAACUAUGCUCGAACGAAGCCUGAGAUUGCUUUAAGGGCACUUCCCAUCUUGCAAGAGGACCUGACCGAUGCGAAUCCCCUGAUUCGGGCACUUGCUCUGCGGACAAUCUCGUAUGUCCAUGUCAAGGAAUUUGUGGAAGGCACUAUACCACACCUCAGGAAACUUAUGGAAGACUCGGAUCCCUAUGUCCGAAAGCACGCAGCCAUGACCGUCGCAAAAGUCUACGAUCACGACAAGCGCUUGGUUGAAAACUCAGACCUCAUCGAGAGACUGAAUCGGAUGCUCAAAGACGAGAACGCCACUGUUAUCGCCUGUGCAUUGGCCUCCCUAACCGAUAUCUGGGAGCGUAGUGAGAACAUCAAGCUCACUAUAGACUACACCAGCGCCUCCAAGAUUGUCUCUCUUCUUCCGGAUGUUAACGAAUGGUGUCAAGCUUACAUACUCGAAGCCAUGACAUCGUACGUACCUCAAUCAUCCGACGAAGCUACCCUCCUCGCCGAACGAAUUCUCCCUCGGCUAUCACACUCCAAUUCCGGCGUCGUCCUGAAUUGUAUACGUGUCAUCAUGUAUCUGACAAACUAUAUGAACCACCAGGACAAAAUCGUCGAGAUAUCACGGAAGCUCUCACCUCCGCUUGUUACUCUACUAUCGAAGCCUGCAGAGAUCCAAUAUCUUGCUUUGCGAAACGCCAUCCUCAUUCUACAGCAACGACCUGAAGCCCUACCUGCUGACAUCCGCGUCUUCUUCUGCAAAUACAACGACCCUAUCUACGUCAAAGUCACCAAGCUGGAGCUCAUCUUCAUGCUCGCAAACAAGGACAACAUCAGCAUUGUUCUGAACGAGUUGAAAGAGUAUGCCACAGAAAUCGAUGUCCAAUUCGUCCGUAAAGCCGUACGCGCCAUCGGAAAGCUUGCAAUCAAGAUCGAGCCCGCUGCACGUCAGUGUAUUGAUACCUUACUUGAGCUCGUCAAUGCUCGUAUCCCAUACAUUGUACAAGAAGCCACAGUCGUUAUCAAAAACAUCUUCCGCAAAUACCCCAAUCAAUACGAAGGCAUUAUUUCCACCGUCAUUGGCCAGAUUGACGAGCUGGACGAACCCGAAGCCAAAGCUGCUAUUGUCUGGAUCAUUGGCCAAUAUGCCGACCGCAUCGACAAUGCCGAUUCGCUCCUACAAGAUUAUCUUGCAACUUUCCACGAAGAGUCUACGGAGGUGCAGCUCGCUCUUCUCACUGCAACAGUUAAGCUCUUCCUUCAGCGGCCCGCCAAAGGCUCAUCACUCGUUCCCCAGGUCCUGAAGUGGUGCACCGAAGAGAUCGACGACCCCGACCUCCGCGAUCGCGGUUUUAUGUACUGGCGACUUCUCUCAACCGACCCUGAAGCCGCCAAGAAGGUGGUCAUGGGCCAGAAGCCACCCAUUACGGCCGACUCCGAAAAGCUGGACCCCAACACCCUCGAAGAGCUCUGCCUCUGUAUAGGCACGCUCGCCACGAUCUAUCUCAAGCCCGUCCAGCAGGUCUUCCGCACUGCUCGCGCCCGCAAGUUGACACCCUCCCCAGCACUGCAACGGCGCAAGGAGGACUUCAGCUCCGCGCUCGCAGCCAGUCAUUUGGCAGUGGACACAAAGGCGGUCGGUCAGCCUGAUGCGAUCGCAGCGGCGGAUGAGUACUUCAAGAAUCUCAGCCUGAGCAAUAAUGUCGAUACGUUCGCAAGCCCGACGAAUGGCACCCAAGCCGGCUUUGUAGUCAACCAAAAUGCUCCGCAGCAGGUGAUGCAGCCGGUGGGCGGGGCGCAGCAGGGGGAUUUGCUGCUGUAG